AUGCCUUUCCAAUACAAACACGUCCUCAUGGUCGGUGCUACAUCUGGCAUCGGUGCCGCAAUGGCCGACCGUCUUGUCCAGGAAGGCUCUAAAGUCAUCGCGGUGGGCCGCAGACAAGACAGGCUCGAUGACUUCGUCCACAGACAUGGCAAAGACAAGGCCAGUGCCGCGAAAUUUGACAUUACCGAUCGGCAGAACAUGGACGCGUUCGUGAGAGACAUCACACACACCUACCCCGAGCUGGACUGCGUCUUCCUGAACGCCGGAGUUCAAAGCCAGGUCAACCUCGCACAGCCAGCGAAAGUUGACUUGUCCGCUUUCCACUCCGAGAUCACCACCAACUUCUCCUGCUUCGUGGAUCUGACGGUGAAGUUUCUGCCCUUCCUCAUGAGCAAGGACACCGAGACGAGCUUGAUAUACACGAGUUCCAACCUCGCCAUCGUCCCCGCGGCUCCCCUUCCCGCCUACUGUGCCUCCAAGGCUGCCUUGAACUCAUUCAUCUACUGUCUCCGCGAGCAGCUCCGUGACUCAUCUGUCAAGGUCAUUGAACUAUUGCCUCCUCCUGUACAAACGGAAUUACACGACUACAUGGGCCAUGAAAGCGGACGACAGCUCGGUAUGCCAGUGCGCGCAUACGUGGAUGAAACGUACCAAGGUCUCGACUCCGGGAGUGACCAAGUCGUCGUUGGAUCUAUCGGUCCGGCAGACACUUUCAACGAGAUUAUCGACAAAAGGAGGGAUGCUUUUCAGAAUUUGGCAAAGAUGAUGAGGGGUAGACACUAA
Molecule: messenger RNA, 783 nt
Organism: Letharia columbiana
Lineage: Eukaryota; Fungi; Ascomycota; Lecanoromycetes; Lecanorales; Parmeliaceae
Exons: 4
Coding region: 1-783 (260 amino acids)
Molecular function (GO): oxidoreductase activity
Source: RefSeq, a predicted model, not a curated record